CCCCAUUCCCCAGAGCAUUUCGAAAAUACAAAAUUGCCCCAGAUCUUUUGGAAAUUAAGAAACUGGCUCUCGCUGUCUUCGGAGUUUUUCUUGAAUUCCUCCGCGAGUCGCUUGCGUUCAAUUCCGCUUGUGGAGAUUCUAUGACAGCGACGAUGGGAAGGCGAUCCAUAUGGGUUGCUCUUCUCGUCCCCUUUCUCCUGCUUUUCAUGCGACCGCACGGAGUUUCUUCCACUCUUCCUCUGCAACCAUUGAUUCAGGGUUCUAAAGAUUCUGCCCCUCUAAGUACUCCAAAGCAGGAUUUCAACAAUGCUCAUGAGGUACACUGCUCGAGAGAAAGGAGUCGGGUAGCAUGGAAAAUAAUUGAGGAGUAUCUAAUGCCCUUUGUGAACAAAAGGAAAUACAAGAUUUCUACCGAUUGUAGGCUUCACCCCGAUAACGACAUGUUCAGAGAUCAAGAACAGCACAAGAGCCAUCUAGAUUUUAAUGAAUGGAAGUGUGGAUAUUGUAGAAAAAGAUUUUAUGAAGAGAAGUAUCUUGAUCAACAUUUUGACAACAGGCACUAUGAUUUGCUCAACACGAGUCGUAUCAAGUGCUUGGCGGAUGUCUGUGGUGCAUUGCAUUGUGACCGUGUGGUAGAAACAGUAUCACAGAAAAGUAAAUGCAAUCCUGCUGCUGCUGCAAGAAAAAAGCAUAUGUGUGAGGUUCUAGCUGACAGUUGUUUUCCCGUUGCCGAGGGUGCUUCGGCCAGCCAUCUUCACGAAUUCUUCUUGCGCCAAUUCUGUGAUGCACACACUUGUAGCGGAAAGCCAAAACCUUUUUCCCAAGGUCAAGAGGUUAGGACAAGUUGGUUCUACAUUGUUAUUUCGAUUUUGACAGUCCUAUUUGUGCUGUUUUUUUAUGUCUUCAUUUAUUUGUACAAGAGGGGAAUGAGAACGAGACCGCAGGUGCUGAAGCGCCUCUCGGAAAGUGGAAGAAAGAAAAAACCUUCAUAGAUGGAAUCCCUUGCCUCUUCAAUUACAGAAUGUAGAUUUAUUUUCAACUCAUUUUUUAGAGGAAAAGGGAGGUGAGAGGGCAAAGUUUGUUCUUUGAACCAGUUUGUUUUCUUUCCAUCAUUUGUAUCCAUAAAAUUAUAAAUAUAAGUUCAGCUUCUAGAGGAAUGAGAUUUUUGUAUCAUAACAUUCGUUUGAGAAAUAGAACCACUUCAUGAAGGUUAAUACUUGAGCAUUCAA
This is a messenger RNA of Momordica charantia (bitter melon), 1229 nucleotides long. Its product is annotated as zinc finger (C2H2 type) family protein. NCBI's taxonomy places the organism in Eukaryota, Viridiplantae, Streptophyta, Magnoliopsida, Cucurbitales, Cucurbitaceae. The record is from RefSeq and is a predicted model, not a curated record.